CCGUUUAAAGCUUUGCAUUAUCUCGCCUUGACUUUUGCACUUCUUCUUCUCCUAUCUCUGAGUUUUUGCAUUAUCUUAAACAAUCAAUGAUGAUCUUUAAAGUGUUCUUAAAUUUUUCGUUUCACUUCCCCUUGAUCCUCCCCCUCCUAUAUAAAAGCCUAUGUCUAAACCUAAAUCCACCAAAAAAGAAACCUAUUAUAAAUAAGCUACAUCCAUGACCACAAAAUCCACCGGAAAAUCUUAGCUCUCCACCGUAAAUUGCCGUUUAUUUCAACGAAAUCUCACCAGAACCAGCUAAGUCAGACCGAUCAUGUGAGUUUGGUCUUAUCCACAGUCUCAAUUUACUUUUGUUUAUUCAGAGAAACUGAUGUAUUUUAUUUCAGUUAAUUUUCUCCGUUAUAUUGGUAUGGUUUUAACUGGUUUUAAUGUUGUAAUUUUCUGUGAGCUCUGUUUUUCACGUUGUAAUUUUCUGUAUUCUGAGAAAGAAGAAGCAAAGUUUUUAAGCUGCUAGAUUUUCAAGAACAGAGAAUUAAGAUGCUAUCUUUGCUGCUAUGGUUGGAAGACUUGCUAACCCCAAAGAGGAAAAAGCUGGUAUUAGAGAGAUUCACUUCUUCCAAUUCAAUCCCAUCACCAUAUAACGAUGGUAAUGGAGACUGGCACCAAGCAAACAAAGGGAGCUCCAGAGCAGAUUCUUAAUCUUUGCAACACAAGAGCUUACCUGAGGAAGAGAGACCACUUGGCAAUCGAUAAGUACGCUCUGCCUGGACUGAGGUCAUUAGCUGUUGUCGCAGCACAACGGAUAGCUAAAAAAACAAAAAAAUGCUCUGGUGGUCCAUGGGAAUUCGUUGGUGGGUUGCCUUUGUUUGAUCCUCCACGACAUGAUAGUGCAUACACCAUUAGAAGAGCUUCAUACCUCGGUGUCAACAUCAGUGAUCACUGGUGGUCAAUUUGCUAUUACCAAAGAGACUCGACGUAUGGGAUCAAACAUGUAUCCAUAGCAUCAAAGCCAUCCGAGGGAGUUUAGGCAACCAAGUGACAUUUUAUAAUCUCUUGAUUCCAAACUCUGAGAUAUAACAUUCAUCAAGAAUACAGAGAAGUUCUAGAGAGGCGUGUGUUUACAGAUAAUAAAUAUUGGACACACUAGCUGAAAUUGAGGAAUAGCAUGGCACUGUCAGAGGCUUAGAGAAGAAACUCCUCCACAUGUUAGGUUAUAAUAAAAAUGACGAAUCGGAAGGUGUCAAACAAGAUACUGAACUAAUGAAUGCUUCUGAAAUCGUUAAGAGUCCAGUUGCUACAAACCGGGAAGAGGUGGAAGAGUUUCAAAGCCAGACGAAAUGAAUGGUCUUUUACCUUUAGGAGCGACAAGGAAAAUAUCACAAGCGUGUUUCACCGAAAUUCACAACCGAGCCAAACAGGCGCAGAAGAUCAAUUUGUGUGGUUGCCAACUGCUUCUGGUGUCUACUCAGCAAAAUCAGGUUACCAGGCUCUGAAAAGGGCAGAAGAUCAAGGUUCUCAGGCAACUACGAGUCUGGGAUCGGACUUUGGCUGGAUCAGGGAUGUAUGGGCAGCAGACUACUCUCCAAAACUGAAAGUGUUUAUCUGGUCUAUCCUACAAAACGCCCUGCCUAUAGGAACCAACCUUAAGAACCGAGGCCUCCCUGCUGCAACAAACUGUAUCCGCUGUGGCGAAGAAGAAACUGUGGCACACAUAUUCUUCAACUGCCCCUUCGCUCAAAAUGUUUGGCAAGAGAUUCCGCUUACUACUGCAGUUCACUUAGCUGCUCAAGUCGACUUCAAAGAAACACUUGUAGCCUCCAGAUCAAUGAUUUGCCUCCCACCUACGGGAAUAACCAGAAACAUUCUCCAGUGGGUUUGUUGGGCUAUUUGGAAUGCAAGGAAUCAUCUCCUCUUCGAGAACAGGGUCUUCUCCAGUUCAGAAACUGCAAUCAAAGGAAUUCAAUCAAGCAGGGAAUGGAUCACAGCACAGGAUAAUGCAAAGGCUAAACAAGCGCAACUACCUCACCUCCAGGCUGGAAACCGUCAACAACAUCGAGUCCUACUGGCAAGCUACAGUCUCUGUAAGACAGACGCUUCCUGGGACAAAUCAUCGAAGAACGCGGGCCUUGCAUGGAUCUUCCCAGCCACAGAAUCGACGCCUGAACGCAGAGGAUCCCAACGAGUCGAAUCGGUUAGCUCUCCGCUCAUGGGUGAAGCACUGGCAGUGAAAUUGGCUCUCCGAUCGGCGGUUUCUCAUGAUCUCAGCACCAUCAGAAUCUGCUCCGACAACCAAACUCUUAUCAGAGUAUUGAAUGGCAAACUCUUCGACAAAGAAAUCUAUGGAAUUUCCCAGGAUAUUUCUUCGAUUUCUUCUGCUCUGUUUGUCGAUGUUUCUUUUUCGUAUCUCCCAAGGGCUGAGAACUCAGAGGCCGAUGCUCUAGCAAAGGCUUGUCUCAGAUCCCCUGUAGUUGUAAUGGGCCGCUAAUGGACCCCCAAACUUUUUUUUUAUUAAUCAAGUAAUGUUGUCCAAAAAA
Molecule: messenger RNA, 2531 nt
Organism: Raphanus sativus (radish)
Lineage: Eukaryota; Viridiplantae; Streptophyta; Magnoliopsida; Brassicales; Brassicaceae
Exons: 8
Coding region: 1262-2482 (406 amino acids)
Molecular function (GO): nucleic acid binding; RNA-DNA hybrid ribonuclease activity
Source: RefSeq, a predicted model, not a curated record